Messenger RNA from Oncorhynchus tshawytscha (Chinook salmon), 6192 nucleotides. RefSeq names its product ATPase plasma membrane Ca2+ transporting 2 (gene atp2b2). Bases 696 to 4544 code for a protein of 1282 amino acids. Gene Ontology annotation, biological process: calcium ion transmembrane transport; regulation of cytosolic calcium ion concentration. Lineage: Eukaryota; Metazoa; Chordata; Actinopteri; Salmoniformes; Salmonidae. Gene Ontology annotation, molecular function: ATP hydrolysis activity; P-type calcium transporter activity; ATP binding. Gene Ontology annotation, cellular component: postsynaptic density membrane; intracellular membrane-bounded organelle. The transcript is spliced from 23 exons. The record is from RefSeq and is a predicted model, not a curated record.
CACUGCAGUCGCAGGCAGCCUCCCUCCUCUCCGUUCUGUCCUCAUUUCUCUCUCUCACACACAAUGCGGCUCCGCGGCACUGGCAGCCUGGGCUCUCACUCUCCUCACUCUCCUCACUCUCCUCACUCUCCUCACUGUCCUCACUCAUCACCGAAGGAGUAAUGAAGAGGACCACCAUGUAGACCGAAUGCAGACAUUGACAGACUGCAGACGGAGAUAGAAGAAGCAGAAUGGGAACAUGCAUCUGGAGCGGCUCCCGAUUGACCCACAGUAACAGAAGACCAGAAGGGAUCGUUAUUCUCCUGUGGACGUACGUCGCUCCUCUCGCUGCUGGUCUCACUGGUCUAGCUGGCUUCCCUUAGUGUUCUCUGGAUGGUCGUACGGUCUUCUCUCCACACUGUCGCUGACUGAGGGAUCUCAGCCUGUCUCUGUAUCUCAAAGUGACAACAGGAUUUAGCUCUCCCUCUGUCUGUCGGUGGGCGCUGCAGCAUCUGUCUCUCUCUCUAUCGUGUGGUUUUCACCAGUAUCGCCGGUAUUGCCGGGCGCAUUCCAGUGGCAUUCAUCCCUCUCUUCAUUUCGAGAAUCCCUCUCUCUCUCUCUCUCUCUCAACCCACACAACCCCCUCGUAAAGCUUUGUCUGAGGUUUGUACUCCUUCUUCGUUGAGUUACUGAGCAAUACUAGCUAGUCAGUCAUCAUGGGGGACCUGACCAACAGUGAUUAUUACUCUAAAAACCAAAGAAACGAUGUCAGCAGUAACCACGAAGGGGGCUUUGGGGUCUCGGUCAUGGAGCUGCGUGAACUCAUGGAGCUGAGAGGCAGCGAGGCGGUUGUUAAGAUCCAGGAGGAGUACGGGGACAUGGACGGGCUCUGUCAACGGCUUAAAACAUCACCCACAGAAGGCUUAACAGGAGAUGCAACCGACCUAGAUAAGAGGAAAGAAGUGUAUGGGGAAAACCUAAUACCUCCGAAGAAGCCAAAGACCUUCCUCCAGUUAGUAUGGGAAGCGCUGCAGGACGUGACUCUGAUCAUCUUGGAGGUGGCUGCCUUGAUCUCUCUGGGACUGUCCUUCUAUCAGCCUCCGGGAGGGGACAGUGGAGAAUCCUGUGGGACAGCGGCGGCGGGUGCAGAGGAUGAGGGUGAGGCCGAGGCCGGCUGGAUAGAGGGAGCAGCCAUCUUGCUGUCUGUAGUGUGUGUGGUUCUGGUGACGGCCUUCAACGACUGGAGCAAGGAGAAGCAGUUCAGAGGGCUGCAGAGCCGCAUCGAGCAGGAGCAGAAGUUCCAGGUGGUCAGAGGUGCUCAGGUCAUCCAGCUCCCGGUUGCUGACAUCGUGGUCGGGGACAUCGCACAAAUCAAGUAUGGUGACCUGCUUCCAACGGAUGGAGUGUUGAUACAGGGGAACGACCUGAAGAUAGACGAGAGUUCGCUAACAGGAGAGUCUGAUCACGUCAAAAAAGCAGCCGACAGAGACCCGAUGCUGCUGUCUGGUACCCAUGUGAUGGAGGGUUCCGGCAGGAUGCUGGUAACAGCUGUAGGGGUCAACUCUCAGACCGGCAUCAUCUUUACUCUGCUGGGGGCCGGAGAGCCAGGGGAGGAGGAGAAGAAGGAGAAGAAAGGUAAAAUACAGGAUGACAAUAUGGAGAACAACCAGACUAAAGUGAAGAAACAGGACGGAGCGGCUGCUAUGGAAAUGCAGCCCCUGAAGAGCGCCGAGGGAGGAGAGAUGGAGGAGAAGGAGGAGAAGAAGAAAGCAAACGUCUCCAAGAAGGAGAAGUCUGUCCUCCAGGGGAAACUGACCAAGCUGGCUGUUCAGAUUGGCAAAGCAGGUCUGGUGAUGUCUGCCAUCACAGUGAUCAUCCUGGUGCUGUACUUUGCUGUGGACAACUUUGUCCUGCAGAAGAGGCCGUGGCUGACGGAGUGUACCCCCAUCUACGUCCAGUACUUUGUCAAGUUCUUCAUCAUCGGUGUCACCGUGCUGGUGGUGGCUGUACCCGAGGGGCUGCCCCUGGCCGUCACCAUCUCCCUGGCCUACUCUGUCAAGAAAAUGAUGAAAGAUAAUAACCUGGUUCGCCACCUGGAUGCAUGUGAGACGAUGGGUAACGCCACGGCCAUCUGCUCCGACAAGACCGGCACGUUGACCACCAACCGCAUGACUGCCGUGGCGUGCUACGUGGGGGAUGUCCACUACAAGGAGAUACCAGACCCUGGACUUCUGUCUGUUAAGUCUCUGGAUAUCCUUGUCAACGCCAUCUCCCUCAACAGCGCGUACACCACCAAGAUACUGCCUGCCACCAAGGAGGGUGGUCUGCCCAUGCAGGUGGGCAACAAGACAGAGUGUGGCCUGCUUGGCCUGGUGCUGGAUCUGAAGAGAGACUACCAACCCGUCCGCAACCAGAUCCCAGAGGAGAAACUCUACAAGGUGUACACCUUCAACUCGGUCAGGAAGUCCAUGUCCACGGUCAUCAAACUACCAGACGGCUCCUUCAGGAUGUACAGCAAAGGAGCCUCCGAGAUCGUCCUCAAGAAGUGUACUAAGAUCCUGAACCAGGAAGGCGAGCCGCGGGUGUUCCGUCCCCGGGACAAGGACGAGAUGGUGAAGAAGGUGAUCGAGCCGAUGGCGUGUGACGGGCUGCGGACCAUCUGCGUGGCGUACCGUGACUUCCCUGGCGACCCAGAACCCCUCUGGGACAACGAGAACGACAUUCUCAAUGAGCUGACGGCUGUCUGCGUGGUCGGCAUAGAGGACCCUGUCAGGCCAGAGGUGCCUUCUGCUAUUGUGCGGUGCCAGCGUGCGGGCAUCACGGUGCGCAUGGUGACAGGUGACAACAUCAACACGGCCAGGGCCAUCGCCAUCAAGUGUGGCAUCAUCCACCCCGGAGAAGACUUCCUGUGUAUCGACGGCAAGGAGUUCAACAGGAGGAUCCGCAACGAGAAGGGAGAGGUUGAGCAGGAGCGCAUGGACAAGGUGUGGCCUAAACUGCGAGUCCUGGCUAGAUCCUCCCCUACUGAUAAACACACUCUGGUUAAAGGCAUCAUAGACAGCUGCUUGACAGACCAGAGACAGGUGGUUGCGGUGACAGGAGACGGGACUAACGAUGGACCAGCCCUGAAGAAGGCUGAUGUGGGAUUUGCCAUGGGUAUAGCCGGUACAGACGUGGCCAAGGAGGCGUCUGACAUCAUAUUAACGGACGAUAACUUCAGUAGCAUAGUGAAGGCUGUGAUGUGGGGGAGGAACGUCUACGACAGCAUCUCCAAGUUCCUCCAGUUCCAGCUGACUGUCAACGUGGUGGCUGUCAUAGUGGCCUUCACUGGGGCCUGCAUCACACAGGAUUCUCCCCUGAAGGCGGUCCAGAUGCUGUGGGUGAACUUGAUAAUGGACACCUUUGCGUCCUUGGCGCUGGCGACGGAGCCCCCCACCGAGGCCCUGCUGAUGAGGAAGCCGUACGGACGCAACAAACCGCUGAUCUCCAGCACCAUGACCAAGAACAUCCUGGGACACGGCAUCUAUCAGCUGGUCAUCAUCUUCUCCCUGCUGUUCGUUGGUGAGCAGAUAUUUGACAUAGACAGUGGUCGUCACGCUCCUCUCCACUCCCCUCCGUCAGAACACUACACCAUCAUUUUCAACACCUUCGUCCUCAUGCAGCUUUUCAACGAGAUCAACGCCAGGAAGAUCCACGGAGAGAGGAACGUCUUUGACGGAAUCUUCAGGAACCCCAUCUUCUGUUCCAUCGUCUUUGGAACCUUCGCCAUCCAGAUUGUGAUCGUGCAGUUUGGAGGGAAGCCGUUCAGUUGUACUCCUCUGGAUUUGGAAAAGUGGGGAUGGUGCACCUUCCUGGGUCUAGGAGAGUUGGUUUGGGGACAGGUGAUCGCCACUAUCCCUAACAGCAAGCUGCGGUUCCUGCGAGGGGCGGGUCAGCUGACCAAGAAGAACGAAAUGCCUGGGGACGAGGACAUGAAUGAGGACAACGAGGAGAUCGACCACGCGGAGAGAGAGCUGCGACGCGGACAGGUCCUCUGGUUCAGGGGGCUCAACCGCAUUCAGACUCAGAUCGAUGUGGUGAACACGUUCAAGAGCGGCAGCUCCUAUCAGGGCCAGCUACGGAGACAGUCCUCCACCACCAGUCAGAACCAGGAUGUAACCAAUGUUUCUAGUCCCAGUCACAUUCGCGUCGUGAACGCAUUCCGUAGCUCCCUCUACGAAGGCCUUGAGAAACCAGACUCUAGACCGUCCAUCCAUAACUUCAUGACCCACCCAGAGUUUAGGAUAGAAGACACCACGCCUCACAUCCCCCUGAUAGACGACACUGACCUGGAAGAGGACCCUGCGUUGAGGAUGAUCCCUCAGUCCCAGACAGGCAGCCAGCCCCAGACAGGCAGCCAGUCCCAGACAGGCAGCCAGUCCCAGACAGGCAGCCAGCCCCAGUCCCCCAACAAGAACAACAACGCCGUUGACAGUGGCAUCAACCUCACCAUCGACACCACCAGUAAAUCAGCUGCAUCCUCCGGUCCAGCCAGCCCACUGCACAGUCUGGAGACCUCCCUCUAGUGGCCUGCAGCUGGCUGGUGAAGACCUCAUCUGCAACCUUGGAGACACCAGCCCACUGCAGCCAUUGGAGACCUCUAGCAACACCUUCUGACAGCCUGGCUGGUGGAGACCUCUGUCUGCAAUCUGGAGACCUCCUUCACUGCCAUUUGGAGACCUUUCCCUACUGCAAUAUAGAGCUUUCUAUACUGCAAUAUAGAGACCUUUCUCUAUUGCAAUAUAGAGACCUUUCUCUACUGGAAUAUAGAGACCUUUCUCUAUUGCAAUAUAGAGACCUUUCUCUACUGCAAUAUAGAGACCUUUCUCUACUGCAAUAUAGAGACCUUUCUAUACUACAAUAUAGAGACCUUUCUCUACUGCAAUAUAGAGACCUUUCUCUACUGCAAUAUAGAGACCUUUCUCUACUGCAAUAUAGAGACCUUUCUCUACUGCAAUAUAGAGACCUUUCUCUACUGCAAUAUAGAGACCUUUCUGUACUGCAAUAUAGAGACCUUUCUAUACUGCAAUAUAGAGACCUUUCUCUACUGCAAUAUAGAGACCUUUCUCUACUGCAAUAUAGAGACCUUUCUCUACUGCAAUAUAGAGACCUUUCUCUACUGCAAUAUAGAGACCUUUCUGUACUGCAAUAUAGAGACCUUUCUAUACUGCAAUAUAGAGACCUUUCUCUACUGCAAUAUAGAGAGCUUUCUCUUGAGGCCUGGUGGAGAUAUCUACUGCAGCCUGGUGGCUCCCACACUGCAGGUUGGAGACUUCUGUCUUUCAGUCUCUUGGAUACCUCCUUUGUCUGCAGUUUGGAGACCUUCCUCUAGCCUCAGUCUGUCUCCUGCAAUCUCUCCUCCUGUACCUGGAGAAAACAUCAUACCACACAUACAAUCAGAAAGCACAACAAAGCCAACACACAGGACAUGUGUGUGUACUGUGUGUGUGUGUGUGUACUGUGUGUGUGUGUGUGUGUGUGUGUGCACGCUGCUGACUGACUGAACCAUGUUUCUAGCAGCAGUGAAGAGGAGGACCAGAAAGUGAGUGGAAAAAACAGCAUAAACUACAACCCACUCCUCUCUCCGUCCUCACAUUAACAAUGACUGUUUCUCCUAAUAGAUUCAAUUCAAAACAUGUAUUAUUGGUCCUGCAUGAAUGUACAUUAUCCAAUGUUUUUAUUUAAAUCGUUUUUUAAUUUGAUUGGGUGGGUGAGAAGUGGAUUGCUUCUUUAAGGCAGCUUUAUCCGAUCGUUGGUCUGCGAGUUCUUUAAGUGUAAAAAUGUAUUUGGUUUAUAAAAAUGAGACGUGUGUCAAGGCCGUAGGACUCAACAAGCACAGUAGAUUUACACCUGUUGGAAAAGAGGAACCCAUAAAUAAAUAACAUUUCUUAAACUUAUGAUAUAUAUAUAUAUAUAUAUAUAUAUAUAUAUAUAUAUAUAUAUAUAUAUACACAGAGUUUAUCUUCAUUUGUUGGCAUGUUGCCUUGUUUCUGCUUCGAUGGCUCUAACUACUUUUAACUUAUUUAUGACCUUAAAUAGAAUGUCAUUGGUUUACAACACCCGUAGAAACUUCCUGGUUGAUUUGUAGGGUUCCAAACCAUUCAGCAGAUGUAGUUGGAAAAAAAAAAAAAAACUCAAGUUGUUUGAGUUCUCCUCAUUGGUGUUUAUAAUAUA